Molecule: messenger RNA, 1615 nt
Organism: Sphaerulina musiva SO2202
Lineage: Eukaryota; Fungi; Ascomycota; Dothideomycetes; Mycosphaerellales; Mycosphaerellaceae
Exons: 1
Coding region: 53-1378 (441 amino acids)
Source: RefSeq, a predicted model, not a curated record
GCCUUCUACGCUUUCGACCGUUCCAAGGUGGUGUCCUUACAUCCCAGCAUUGAUGGCCACUGGAGCGGGCUGGAAUGGAGAAGUGCCACGCUUCACCGAUCUAUCAGGUCUUCCCGAGCCCAUGGAGCCACGAAAGUUUGACUCGGUGCAGCAGAAUCGUGCCAAAGUGGGGACAGUGCUGAAGAAGCAGUCUCGCUUCUUUCCUACUCUGACCACGUCUGUCUCCAGUCCGAUUGUCAGGCUUCCGCCCACAAGUUGCAAGCUUUAUCGCACAGAAGAGGCUGUAACAUACCCUCCUGUACCUGAAACAUGGACCAAUCCUGACAACAGGCCAUCUCCAUCAUGCCCUGCUCGGAACGUCAACACGGAGUCGAGCCUCGACACCGAGUCUGUACAGCCCGAGAAGAGCGUCGAACACGUGCUGGAGCAGUCAGCCUCUGGAAUUGCAUCUGCCGCCAACUUGUGGCGAAUCCUGAGCGAAGAUGGCAUCCUUACCGCAGAGCGAAUCAAAGAUGAUGAGUGCAGGGCUGAUAACCUCAGAUCAACCUGGGAGAGCUCGGAAGACUCGGGCGGCGUGCCCAUCUACGAGGCCACCGCACAGCCGAGCAUGCCAGAGCUUGAUAGCAAGGAGAUCCCAUACGUCCACCUCAAUAGUCUCACUGGCCACGCGAACGAGACUGGUGGAUACCACAGUGUUGCGGAUCACGACACAGUCGAAUCCGUGCUGUACCCUGCAGUAUUCUUUGCCACGCCACGAUCGAUCACGCCUAGCUACGAGUUGACUGCCACUGCCCCAAGAUACACUCCGUCCUCGCCAUCGUUGCAUAUGCUGGAAGCUGGUUCCCUCUGUACACUCGACCAAGCCAUCAUCAAGGCUCGACCUGAGAUUAGCGAUGAAAUGAAGAAGUCUGUCGACCACUUCAGCAGUGAACAGGAUCUGUUCAGACCAGAGCAGGUCCAACUACCCAUCAGCCGUCCUCGUACUCCUUGUGGUCUGGACGCGUUCCUGGCAAUGGGUCAUGUGGAGAAUUGUUGGUGCCGCGACUGCAACGAAACUCCUGAGAUGAUCCAGAAAGACGAAAUUCAUGACGAUGAUGAUGACUGGCUGGAUUGGUCGACCUUGGGGGACGAGAUUGAUAAUGUCUCUACGAAUACUGUACCUCAGACCGCGACUGUCAGCGAUGUCUCUGAGGAAGAAGAGCACAAAUCUUCUUGCUUUCCCGGUGCCAGUACUCCCGAGUGGGACGAGCUGUAUCCUUGCACAUCGGGUCAGGAAGAGUCACAGCAGGAGUUUGAGGAUGAGUUUCUCGGGUACUAUGACGAUGGAGCUGCAUUCGCUCGUGUCAGUGAUUGUAAUUGGACGUGGACUGAUUGUUGAAGACUUUGUGGUUUGAAGAAAGAACUGCGUGCGAGCAACGAGGGGUGGUUUCUUCUGUCAGAACGCAGUACAUGUAUGCGUGAGGCCAUGAUGGCGUAAUGUGCGGCGAAAGAGGUUCCUUGGUGGUGGCGACUACAGUGGUUGUGUGUUCUUCCCCGUCGCGCUCUGUUGAUGCACUCUUCGGUAGAUUGAAUUUCAUUGGCUACGGUCUGUUUGUCCAAUUGCUUGCUGUAUUGG